UUGAACUUAAAAACGAUAGUUCAAUAAUUACACAUAAACCUGCUAACAGUGCAAGAUUAGUUUAGAUCUCAUCAUAAAGCAGUUGAUUCGUAUGACCGGAUGGUUCGUAGUGUUUGAAUUUGAUUUGAGUUUAAUUCAGCGAAUAGUCAGUCACACAGUAGAUAUCAAAUAAGCAACAAUCAUUCGUGCCUAACUUAAGCGUAAAUGAUGACCGAAACGCGAUCACCAAUGCUUGGAAAAGUGACGUCUAUGUAUAACCUGAUUGUGGAAGUGCUGCUCAUGAUGAUCGAUAUCAUCAAAGUGACGGCGAUGAGCCAAACGAUUUUCUACGGAAGACUUUUCCGUUUAGUUUUUCCAACGAGGCUUAAAAAUGUUUCUGGUCAACUCGUGGUGAUCACCGGUGGCGCUGGCGGCCUUGGGAGAGAGCUGGCUCUCCGGCUUGCAAGUCGAGGAUGCAACAUUGUCAUAGUGGAUGUGAAUUUGAAUUCUGCUGAGGAAACGUGCGAAGAAUUGCGUGAAAAAGGCAUUUCUGCCUAUGCGUACAAAGUGGAUGUGUCGUCAUACGAUGAGGUCCGAGCACUGAUGGAUACUAUUUACAGAAAAAUCGGCCCAGUAGACAUUCUGAUCAACAAUGCAGGGUUGAUACAUUUCAAGUUUCUGCAGGACAGCACUGUUGAAAAUAUUAACCAAUCAAUUGAUGUGAAUUUAAAAGGAUACAUUUGGACAACCAAAAUCCUCCUGGAAAAAAUGAAAGAAAGGAAACGUGGCCACAUUGUGGCCAUUUCUUCGCUGUCCGGUGUGCACGCUUUUCCCUGGGCUGUUGUCUACUCUGCAACUAAAUUUGCCGUCAACGGCUUCAUGCAAGCGAUAACUGAGCAGCUGCGUUUGGAAGGCUACGCUGACCAAAUUCAUACGACUUGCGUAUGCCCGUACUACAUUGCGACCCGAAAGGAUAUCGUCGACUUUCUGCAAAAACCUCGAUUCAAACUGCUUUCAACACAGUACACAGCACGUAAUGCAGUCGAAGCGAUUUUACGAAAUGAAUCAUUCGUAUCUGUACCACCAAUGUUCGACCUGGGUAUAAAGAUAAUGUAUUUGUUUCCACUAAGAAUACAACAAUUAGUCCGAGAUUAUGUCAUGAAAGAAUGUGAACUGCAUUCAUUACUAUGAAAAUGCGGUUGCCGGCUGUGCAUCGAAUAAACUAGAAUAAAAUAAUCAUGGCCUCAUGGAAAUCUACCUAGAGGUAGUUGCAUUGUAUUUUAAUUGGAAGUUGCCUCCGUCUUCUGAAUAAGUUGCAAUUUGAAUGUCAAAGCUCUGUCGACCGCCGCUGUCAGAUGCACUCGAAUGCACUUUCGUCAUUCGUUUGACAUAGUGCGUAAAUUUGAAUAAAUUACGGGUCUGUCUCAUUUGGAGAAUUAAAUCGAAAUUGACCUUAAAAGUGACAUUUUAAUAAUAAUUAUUGAAAUGUCACUUUUAAGUUUAAAUUCAGUUUAAUUCUCCAAAUGAGACAGAUCCUAAUAACGUUUGCUUAUUGGAACGGUGACAUGUUUCAAUUAGCAACUUUAUGUUGUGUACUUACUUUAAUAAUAAUAAUUUCUUAAGAAUCAUGCGAUAGAAUAUUAACAAUGUUAUGACGAAUAAAUACAUCAUGAAAUGAAACCAUUGUUGAUUACUUAGUACUUUUAUCGGUUCCAGUGAAGACAUCAAUCUUUGUGAUUCAUACUACCAUUUUUGUCUUCAUUUCUGGGAACACGAACACGUUUCCUAAAACACGAGUAAAGCUCAACUGGUGUACAUUUGCAUGCUCUUUCUUGAUGAUCGCUGUUCACUAAAUAUAAGAGCUAUUUAUUACCAUAAACUUACACACUAUGCCCAGGGAGUCAAGAAUGCUUCUCAUUCGAAAACAUCCUGGACCGGACCAAGAAUCGAACUCACCAUCUCCAGAUAGGCAAGGACUGGACCCAGAGAGACUAACUGGAGACUGGAAAUCCAGAAAAAAGGCAUUUGACCGAAAACCACAACACAAGUUCAAAAGUUGUUUGGCCGGCUAUGCCAUUUGGCCACAUAUACCACUAGACCGAAAUCAUCUCGGCGAAAAUGUCAUUUGGUCGAAAUGGGCAUAUGUCCGACAACGUUGUUCGGAAAAAAAUCAUUUGGCCGCGCGGGUAGAUAUUUUUGACUAUAUGAUUCAACAAAUGACAUUUUCGGCCAUAUGACCCGUUCGGCCAAAUGGUCCUUCCUGCUUAAGGACUUUUCGGUCAAACGACAUUUUCGGACAAACGAUCUGUUAGGGCGAAGACAUUUUUGGCGGCUUCUGGCCUGAUGUCAAACCAAUUUCGACCCGUUUCGACCGAAUAGAAUUUGGAUAGAUAACGUUCGACUUAACGUGCUAUUCGGUCAAGUUGCACUCAAGCAAAUGGUUAUCCGCGGAAUUACUUUAGGCAAAACGAUGGGGGUGUCAGGCCAUUUGGCCAAAGGUCAUUAGGCCGAAUUAGCAAAAAGAAGCAAAAAGUGAAACAUGAGUAGUUCUUUCUUCACCUUACCCCUUCUUCCUUCUUCUAUCUGUUUUCUUCUUUCUUCC
Armigeres subalbatus is the source of this 2581-nucleotide messenger RNA. Its product is annotated as 17-beta-hydroxysteroid dehydrogenase 13-like. Gene Ontology annotation, molecular function: oxidoreductase activity, acting on the CH-OH group of donors, NAD or NADP as acceptor. Bases 205 to 1170 code for a protein of 321 amino acids. NCBI's taxonomy places the organism in Eukaryota, Metazoa, Arthropoda, Insecta, Diptera, Culicidae. The transcript has 6 exons. The record is from RefSeq and is a predicted model, not a curated record.